Pecten maximus is the source of this 3042-nucleotide messenger RNA. Its product is annotated as CUB domain-containing protein 2-like. The coding region runs from base 196 to 954 and encodes 252 amino acids. NCBI's taxonomy places the organism in Eukaryota, Metazoa, Mollusca, Bivalvia, Pectinida, Pectinidae. The transcript is spliced from 5 exons. The record is from RefSeq and is a predicted model, not a curated record. Gene Ontology annotation, molecular function: serine-type endopeptidase activity.
UUGAAAUCAUAGAACAAAAUAUUUCCUGAAAUCAUUUUACGAGCGACUGUACAUAUAAAUAGCCCAAGCGGAAGUAAAUACCAAUCAUAUUAGCGUUUAACAUGUCCAUAGCCAGCCUAUAGUAUUGCUCCUCUCAAGGACGAUUUGCCCCUCUCGACCCACACUGAAAUAACAAAUCAUCCUGACUCUACAAAAAUGGCGUGGACAUUGAUGGCGACAGUGACUGUUUUCCUAGGCCUCGUCUCUGGAACUGUAGAAGGCCAAAGAAUCGGAAAUGGAAACGAAACGAAAGUCACACAUCACGUGACGUCCAAGAAUUUUCCACAGCCUUAUCCCCGGAACUCCCAUCAGCAAUGGAACUUCAGUAUGGAACACGGUCAGUGGAAAGUCAUUUUCAGGACAGUGGACAUCGAAAAGUCACGUCGCUGUCAAAAGGACUAUCUUCACAUUUACGACGGAGAAAACUCAAAACACCCUGAGAAAAUAUUAUGUGACAAACUUGAAAAUAUGGCAGACUAUGAGACGACACAUUCUUCCAUUCGGAUCGUUUUCCAUUCUGACGGAGCUGGCCAAGCCCAAGGAUUCGACAUGCAAGUUGUUCACAUUCCAAAUGAAGAUUACUUCACUCAACUUUUGCUGAAGAGACAUGCCCAAGCUGCCAAGAUAUCGUUCGUUCAAGUACAUUCAAGAAAUCCCCCAGUCCUGCACGUUCCUCUGACGGUUACAUUAGCGAUCUUGUUUUUAGUCCUGGUCGCCUUGGCCGUGUAUUUCGUCAUUAGCCUUAGGCGGAAAACGAGUCAAGCACAUGACACAAUUUCGGCUAUCAAACCACACCGACCUUCGACGACUUCAAGCAUUAAUUCCGGUCGGCGAUACACGCGCCAACUUAGUGCGGACAGUGACAACUUAUCCCAUUUCAUACCGGCGCCCAACAAACAGGAAGUUCGCAAUUAAUAUCACCUUAACAUUAAAUUGAUAUUGUUUGAUUUGACUUAGCGAGGAAUCGAUUGUGAUUAAAUCAAGGUUGAAAUGUCAAGAGUGGUUUGAAAUGACGUCAUUUUCAAACUUUGAGGUGUGUGUAAUUCGAUAAACCAUGUAUGUGCGUUACCAAGGCAACAGCAGCAUUUAUUGAUUUAUACGAAACUAUCACUGCGUUGUCUGUUCAGUGGUAUUUACAAUGUAGCUAUAUAAUGUAUUCAUAACGCUACUAGUUUUUAGGUAAAAAGUAAAUGUAUCUAUAAACAAUUCGGAUGUUUCCUAAAUGGAUAAGAUGAAAAAUAUAGUACCUGGAUUUUGCUACACCGUAGUUCAGAUAUGUAUAAACCGGAAACAGAGUUUGUUUCCGGUUUUUGAGGAGGAAGGACAAUUAUUCCUUGAAACGGAUAUAGAUUUAUUCACUACUUGUGACCAAUCAUUAGGCCUUUUCUAUAAUCAGGGAUUGGCAUAGAUAGUCAUCCCACCAAAACAUCAAUCUGACCAUGCGGUGGCAAACCAUGAUUUUUGUUUUUCAGUGAGGUAGCACUAUAAAUCGGCAAAAGUUCCGGUCUAUCACAAGGAGACUUAACACGAACAUACCGCAGCCUCCCAAAACACACAUACGCACUCGCCACACGCAUGCAUGUCGCACCCACGGGAGGCCGUCCUUAAAUGACCUUAGCUGUUAAUAGGACGUUAAACAAAAUAAACCAAACCAAACCAAACAUCUCGGAAAAUAAGCCAUGUCUUUCUACAGGGAAAACUAUCUCCAAAUUAAGACCGAUAUCUGCUAGUUUUUAUAAAAUCGUAGUCUUGGGGGAAACUGCGACAUUCAUCAUAUUUAUACAUAUGAUGAUACAUUAUACAAUGUAUGAUAAGUGAUGUUUGAUCUUUUAUAAGCAGCGUUCGGGAAAUAAGCAAGGAAUCCUUACUUAAGGAUAAUAAACGGUGGCUUAUUUUCAUGGCUCGAUGAUAUCUUAUAGAAUACUAACGUAUUUGGUAUUAGAAUUGUUAAAAGUUAUUUAUGCUAGCGAUGCACACCGUUUUAUAUUUAUGUACCUUCAAAUAAUACUUGAAAUUUAGUGUGAGAGUGCUCUCCCUUUUAACAAUGCCUAUAUAUAUCUCAUAAGGUACAAUAGAUCAAGAUCAUUACUACAUCAACGUGUGCUUUAAUUUCCAUCUACAUACGUCAUCAAUUCUUGUGUGUCACGUGCAUCGAAGAUACUAAAAUAAAAUUUGUCAUCAGUUAUUAUGCACAUUUAUUUUUGUUACUUCAUUCGAGCCUACAUUACAAAAUUACUAUGGUAGGAUUAUGGAAAGAGCUGCAUGAAAAGGCAAGACACAUGAAGCAAUUUUUCAAUAAGGUCUAAUUCUUCAUCCAUUGUGCUUUGUUUUGUUGUUGUGGUAUUAAAUUGUUGAAAACAUUUUAGAUUGAAACUGUCCUAUUUUGAGUACUUAAGGCGGUGGGAUCUUUAUCAGAAUCUGUAUACACCUCGAUAAUGAUGUAGGGAACAUGGAAAUUUGUUCAAUCCGGUAACCAUUUCAUUGGUGGACAAAGAACCAUGUGUCCACGGUAGCAAUGUAACAUUCUUACGGAUUGGUGUCGGGUAAAAAGGCGGUUCUGUUAUCAUUUCUAGAGUACUUAGGACGAUCGGAUCAGGUCAGAAUUCGUGUGCAUGUCGAGGCGGAUAGGGUGAACACAGAAAUUUGCUCAUUACAUUAACCAUUUUAAUGGUGGACAAGAAAACAUUUGUCCGCGGCAGCAUUGUUACAUUCUUAGGAAUGGUGCCUAGGUAAAAGGCGGUUCUGUCAUUAUUUCUAGAGUACUUGCCCACUAUUAGAAUGGUUAUUGGUCAGUCAAAAUGCAUUUCUUGAGUUUGGAUACAGUCUUCUGUGCCUCUACAACAGGACAGGGAGGUUUCAAGAAUAGAUUAAUAUGUUGUAAGAAACAAAAUUAAGUGGCAAUCGAUACGUUUACUUUGAUAUAAGAUUGCUGAUGGGUCUUUAUCAUGGAAUAUAUAAUAAGAUGGCAAAUGUAUUUUGUUGAAUAAAAGGAAUCAUUGCUAA